CGGUGUGUUGGACGCGCCGGAUGAAGGAAGAGGUGGGGGGAGCGAAACGGUGGUGGAUGAUGAGAGGGGGGGAAGGGUUGAGGAGAUAUUGUGGUAGAGGUGGUAGGAGUGGAGGAGGUCGACGGGGGGUAUUGCUGGAGGCGGCUGUGGAGGAGGGUGUGGUCUGCGCUGUGGAGGAGGGAGGUGCGGCCGUGGUGACGACCGUGAUGGAGGGGUUGUUCCCUUCGAGCGUGGUGACGCGGUCGGAUAUGGACGACAUGGUGGCCUUUAUGUCAUUGAGAGAGGUGGUGACGGAGGUUUGGAGGGUGUUGAGAGUGUGGAGGAUGGCGGAGAGGUCGGGGGUGGCGGUGCUUGCUGGUGGUUGUUCGCCUACGAGGUUGCGGGCGAUGCUAUCGACCCAGCCGAUGUGGAUGUCAGACAUGUUGAUGGAGGAUGCGGCCAUGUCGGGGGAAGAGGGGGUGGAGGACGCGACCGGAACGGAUGUGGAGGAUGCAGCGGCAGUGGUGGCGGCGGCUGCGGCGCAUUGGGAGUUCUUGGUUUGGCAUGGUGGCAUGUGGAG
Chara braunii is the source of this 559-nucleotide messenger RNA. The record is from the annotation of a GenBank genome assembly. Lineage: Eukaryota; Viridiplantae; Streptophyta; Charophyceae; Charales; Characeae.